AUGAAAAACACUGCACUGGUAAAGAUCCUAUCUUACUCCUGGGCAACAACCCAAAAACUUAUCCACUAUGGUCCAAUCAGAUGCCUCCAUGGCCCAGAGGUGUGGCUCUGGGUAAUUAAUAAAAAGCUCUAUAGGACUGGUGUUUGCAAAAAGGUUUCUGAUCACAGUGUUUUCAAAGCCCGUGAAAACCUUAACGCUGUCAAAAUGGUCGAGUGGACAGAUGCUGAGCGCAAAGCCAUCACAGGCCUGUGGGGAAAGAUUGACGUGGGAGAAAUUGGUCCCCAAGCCAUCACCAGGCUUCUGAUUGUGUACCCCUGGAGUCAGAGAUACUUUAAAGCCUUUGGAGACCUGUCCACCAAUGCUGCCAUUAUGGGAAACCCCAAAGUGGCCCAGCACGGAAAGACCGUGAUGGGUGGUCUGGAAAAUGCUGUGAAGAACAUGGACAACAUCAAGCAGACCUACGCCAGCCUGAGUGUUAUGCACUCUGAGAAGCUCCAUGUGGAUCCUGAUAACUUCAGGGCGCUUGCUGAGUGCAUCAGCCUGUGUGUGGCCGCUAAGUUUGGCCCCGCUGUCUUCACUGCUGAGGCCCAGGAAGCCUGGCAGAAGUUUCUGGCCGUGGUCGUUUCUGCCCUGGGUAGACAGUACCACUAAGGCUCUGAAGGAGCAGUUUAUCAGAGAUGUGCAACAGUCAUAAAAGUAAUUGCAAAGCCAUGUAUCUCUUUGAUUCUCUUGCCAAAUGCACCAAUAAAUAACUCAAAUCAUUAA
Messenger RNA from Archocentrus centrarchus (flier cichlid), 765 nucleotides. RefSeq names its product hemoglobin subunit beta-A-like. The coding region runs from base 1 to 651 and encodes 216 amino acids. Lineage: Eukaryota; Metazoa; Chordata; Actinopteri; Cichliformes; Cichlidae. The record is from RefSeq and is a predicted model, not a curated record. Gene Ontology annotation, cellular component: haptoglobin-hemoglobin complex; blood microparticle; hemoglobin complex. Gene Ontology annotation, biological process: oxygen transport; hydrogen peroxide catabolic process. The transcript has 4 exons. Gene Ontology annotation, molecular function: heme binding; oxygen binding; organic acid binding.